Diversispora eburnea is the source of this 328-nucleotide messenger RNA. The record is from the annotation of a GenBank genome assembly. Lineage: Eukaryota; Fungi; Glomeromycota; Glomeromycetes; Diversisporales; Diversisporaceae.
AUGGACGAAGACGUGGGAAAAGUUGCACAAGCCACUCCCGUAUUGAUUUCUCUCGAAUUAUUCAUGCAGUCGCUAAUUGACCACGCAUGUAAAGAAACAAGAUCAAGAAAUGCAAAGAGGAUGUCGGUUUCACAUUUGAAAAAAACGAUAAUGACCACCGAACAAUUCGAUUUUUUAAAAGAUGUAGUAGCAAAUAUACCAGAUCCGGUUGAACCCACCGAAGGAGAUGGAGGGACAUCAUCAACUGCACCUCCACAACCUAAGAAACGGAAAGGUCGAAGAAAGAAUAACGACGAAGAAGAUUAUGAACCUCCCGUUGGUACAUCGA